Molecule: messenger RNA, 3094 nt
Organism: Oryzias latipes (Japanese medaka)
Lineage: Eukaryota; Metazoa; Chordata; Actinopteri; Beloniformes; Adrianichthyidae
Product: ETS-related transcription factor Elf-1
Biological process (GO): cell differentiation; regulation of transcription by RNA polymerase II
Cellular component (GO): nucleus
Molecular function (GO): DNA-binding transcription factor activity, RNA polymerase II-specific; sequence-specific DNA binding
Source: RefSeq, a predicted model, not a curated record
AAAAAGGAAGCAAAAACUGUAAAGGUCUACAAAGGAGAAAAAAACCGUCAACUUGUUCCACAGAAAGCUAAAAUGUAGCUGCUACUGUGUCUGAUGACAGGAAAGGCACAAAAAGGAAACUGAUCCAAGGUCUGUAAGCAAAUGUGGUUCUGCCAAAUGUAAUGAGAGCAAUUUCCGUUGCUCUCUUGGAUCCUCCUGGCAGCUACUGCUCUGUCACAUGCAGACACGUGGGCUAUAACACAAGGUUCAGCCAUCCCCGCUUCCUCAUUGAGAAUCGGCGCAGCGCGAGUGAGAAUGGAUUUCCUGUGACGCCACUGUGUCUUUGGUCACUUUGUGCACUCAUAUCACUUUUGAGCAUUUGAGUCAUCUGCUGUUCAACAAGAAACCAUCUCCAAGUCAAUCAUACCUGCUCAACAGGUAACAUCAGCAAAACUGUGAUGCUUUCAUAAAGGUUAAAGUGCACCGAGGAUAAGUAGCCAUGCUCCAGCCUUCAGAGUUCAUCUUUGACUUUGCCAGUGACCAUUUUACCUCGGUACAGAUGGACUUCCCUGCAGUAAUAGUGGAGCAGGUUCCACAGUCACAGCUGCUGACAUACUCCGGCUUAACGUGUGAACAUUCACAAGCAGAGGAUCAUCACCAGCUGCUCAAAGUGGAGCCAACUGAUAGUGGAGAGGAGGAGAUCAUGGAGAACCUUGUUGCUGCUAACUCUCUCCUUAACAUGGACUGUGCUGACACCCUCUCCCUGGACCAGCACUACUCCCAGGACUUCUUGCCAUCACUGGGUGACAUCAUCACUACUCCUGUUACCCAGGUAACCGUGUCAGCUGACGGGGUUGUGGGAGCUGUUGAUGAGCCUCAGUGGAAGUCGUUGCACUCAAAGAGGCCUGUGGCCCAGCUGCAGUCCAGAAAGAGAGGUCAAAAAUUUAAACAUCGGAGAGCAGAGUCUCCCACACCAGAAAUUACAGUAAAAAAGGACAAAUACAACAAAGGAGGAAACACACUGUACCUGUGGCAGUUCCUGAUGGAGCUGCUGCAGGACAGGCAGGUGUGUCCACGCUACAUUAAGUGGACCAAUCCACAGGCUGGGAUCUUCAAGUUGGUCAACUCAAAAGCUGUAGCCAGACUCUGGGGGAAACACAAAAAUAAACCGGACAUGAAUUAUGAGACGAUGGGAAGAGCACUCAGGUACUACUACCAGAGAGGCAUACUGAAUAAGGUCGAAGGGCAGCGCCUCGUUUACCAGUUCACCUCCCUGCCUAAAAACAUGAUUUACAUCACAGACGGACAUGGCAUCAAAGAAGAGGAAGAUGACAUCCAAGACAACAGUGGUAAUGAUGAAAGUGUCGGUGAAAACUCCGACAGCUCAAUAUGUAGUGACCAGUCAGGAGACGAUGACAACGACAAUGACUCCCCUCCACCACAGAAGAAAGCUUCUUUCAUCUCAGUCCAAGCCACUCCAGAGAAACAGACCAGAUCGGUUCCCAGGCCGCCAGCUCAGCGCGACACAGUCCUGCGACCCACCAGCUCCAGUUUGAUCCAGGAGCAGCAUUUACCCAUCGUGUCUGCAGAGAUGCUGCGGACAUUGCAGAACCUGCAGAAGGUGCAGUCCCUGAAACCGGCGGGUCACUCCUCUGUGUUCAAAACGGCGCAGCUGCUGGGGAGUCUAUAUGAGCGACAGGCCGCUGCAGAUGGGAGAGGCGCCUCAAAGCUGCCCGAUGAAAAGUCACACAUGGGACCAAAAAGUCGGCAGCCGGUCCAUCUUUUAAGCACUGACCAAUAGAGCAGAGUUGUCUGUUCAAACUCAGAACAUACAAUGUCCAUACACUCCAACACAAUCUAAAGAGAGAGUUUGACCCACAAGUCAUUUCCUGUUUCAACACAUAAAACAAAAUUGGUUCUAAUCACGCAUUAAAGGUUUUAACCCAAAAGUCAUUUAAGCUAAGCUUGAAUUCAAAUGUGUAUCAUUAAAUGAAACCUCAUCAUUUCACUGGUAUCCUUAAACAAUACAAAAAGCCAAAAUCAGACAUGCACUGGAAUCCACAGCCUUUCUGCUCCUCCCACAGAUGCAUCCCUCGCUUGCCUUUCUGCUGCACUGUCUUUGAGAUACUGAUCUGACGCCCACACUGUGCCCUUCUAUCUGCCUUUGCCAUUUGUACCGGCGUCCCCCUGAAUCAUUCCUUUGCCUUCAAAGUGGUUUUGCACUAAAAUUUUGUUUGAAUUUUGCCUUAAAGUGCCUGUAGUUUCCGUCUCGCCUCCUGCUUUCUUCAUUCAUGUGAAUCAUGAAUUUAUUGAGGGAAACAUUCCAUUUUAUUUUAUUUUUUUAUAUUAUGUGAACGUUUUGAAAAGAAGGGAAUCACUGUUGUUUCAAGAAACGUAAAUGAGCACUGCUGUUGUUGAAUGUUAAGUGGAUCUGCCUUUUGUUGUUGACAAUCACCAUCAAGUGGUCUUCUGUCCACGUUUUCUCUGAUUAUUUCAUAUUCCAAAUACCGGUAUAUAUAGCCUUUCCUUAUUGCACAUGUUUUUUGUUGCACGUAUAUAGAUCAUAUGCGGAACUCUAAAUCCUCAAUAUCUAUACAUGUUAAAUGUCAUAUACUGUAUAUUUGUGAAAGUGCUUGUUCUUUGCUGCCACUUUCUUCCUCAGGUUAAGUACUUUUUUGGUGCUGCAGACUUUUUCCUCUUUGCAGGGAGUAACAUUUCUGGUUUCUAAUUAGAAAAUCUUUUUGGCUAAGUGUUUACUCUUUCCCUGACUUGUGUCUUAUUUUGCAAAACCAGCCUGCAAAGUUCACUUAUCCUCAAAACAAAGAACACUUUGAAUGUCAGGCUGGUGUUGUCUGGCCAAACUUGGUAAAGACAUGCUUAUACAAUAAUUGUGCCUUUUGCCUGCUGGGAGUCCCUAUGCAAAUUUCUUCACAUUAUUAAGCCAUUUAUCUCAGAUGCUCCUUCCUUUGACCUAUCUAAAGUCUCUCGAUGCUGUUUUACUGUUUUUGAGAAGCUCAUAUUUGAUUGUGAGCUUGAGAUCUUUUUGCUUUACUUUUGUGUGUGUUUGUGUUCAGGCUGUCCAGAAAUGGUAUAUAAAAUAAAUUUCUAUGUCAAA